Molecule: messenger RNA, 1290 nt
Organism: Penicillium argentinense
Lineage: Eukaryota; Fungi; Ascomycota; Eurotiomycetes; Eurotiales; Aspergillaceae
Product: acetamidase/formamidase family protein
Exons: 4
Coding region: 1-1290 (429 amino acids)
Molecular function (GO): hydrolase activity, acting on carbon-nitrogen (but not peptide) bonds, in linear amides
Source: RefSeq, a predicted model, not a curated record
AUGGGUAUCAAAGGGAUUCGCACGGCCUUGAAGGUCGAUCUCGACAGGCAUGCAAGGGAACAGCCGGGGCUUCACAACCGGUGGCACCCAGACAUUCCGGCCUGUGGCAAUAUUGCAAAUAAUGAAGUCGUGAAAAUCGAAUGUCUUGACUGGACCGGAGGACAGAUCAAGAACAAUGACUCGGCCGAAGACGUGAAAAAUGUCGAUCUCACUGAGAUCCAUUACCUCUCCGGACCCUUCGAUAUCGAGACUGCAGAGCCCGGCGAUGUCCUCGUAGUUGAGAUCCAGGACGUGCAGCCUUUCCAAGAUCAGCCAUGGGGCUUCAGUGGCGUUUUCCAUCGCCAGAAUGGCGGAGGAUUCCUGGAUGAGCAUUACCCCAAAGCGUGGGUACAAUUACAUUCCGAUAUGGCGAGCGCAGCUAACGACAAGCCUAGAGCGAAAGCGAUCUGGGACUUUGAAGGCAUCUUCUGCUCUUCUCGACACAUUCCCGGUGUGCGAUUUGCCGGCUUGAUUCACCCUGGUAUUCUGGGAUGCGCCCCUUCUGCCGAAAUUCUUGCUGAGUGGAAUCGUCGCGAGGGUGAGCUCAUUGCGGCUAAUACAGUCGAGAAUCGAAUUGUUGCCCAGCCUCCUAACCCUUCGAAUGCGCAUGCGGGUAGUGCUGCUGAGGACAUUAAGAGUCGGGUCGCUAGGGAGGGUGCUCGUACCAUCCCAGGUCGCCCCGAACAUGGCGGCAAUUGCGAUAUCAAAAACCUCUCCCGCGGCUCAAAGGUGUACCUACCAGUUCAUGUCCCCGGUGCCAAAUUCUCCGUCGGAGACCUACAUUUCUCGCAGGGAGAUGGCGAGAUCUCUUUCUGUGGUGCCAUCGAGAUGGCAGGCGAGAUCACGCUCAAGUUCUCUGUCAUCAAGGACGGCAUGGCGAAGCUGGACAUGAAGUCGCCGAUUUUCCAUGCUGGCCCCGUGGAGCCUCAGUUUGGGCCCGGACGCUACCUCACUUUUGAAGGAUUCUCGGUUGAUGAGAAGGGUAAGCAGCACUAUCUCGACGCUACUGUUGCGUACAGACAGACUUGUCUUCGGGUCAUCGAGUACCUUCGUCGCUAUGGGUAUAGUGAUUAUCAAAUCUAUUUGCUGCUAAGCUGCGCGCCGGUGCAGGGACAUAUUGCUGGUAUUGUGGAUAUUCCGAAUGCCUGUACCACUCUUGGUGUUCCGAUGGAUAUCUUUGAUUUUGAUAUUAGGCCUGAGGCUGAGGUGGUGAAGAGGAAUAUGGGAGCAUGUGCCAUUACGAGCGAUUAG